Molecule: messenger RNA, 5815 nt
Organism: Pteropus alecto (black flying fox)
Lineage: Eukaryota; Metazoa; Chordata; Mammalia; Chiroptera; Pteropodidae
Gene: TM9SF3
Product: transmembrane 9 superfamily member 3
Exons: 14
Coding region: 48-1685 (545 amino acids)
Biological process (GO): protein localization to membrane
Cellular component (GO): membrane
Source: RefSeq, a predicted model, not a curated record
UGCUUUUUUUGUUUCAGUAUCAAGAUAAAGAAGAAGUUGUCUUAUGGAUGAAUACUGUUGGGCCCUACCAUAAUCGCCAAGAGACAUAUAAGUACUUUUCACUUCCAUUCUGCGUUGGGUCAAAAAAAAGUAUUAGUCAUUACCAUGAAACUCUGGGAGAAGCACUUCAAGGAGUUGAAUUGGAAUUUAGUGGUCUUGAUAUUAAAUUCAAAGAUGAUGUGAUGCCAGCCACUUAUUGUGAAAUUGACUUAGAUAAAGAAAAGAGAGAUGCGUUUGUGUAUGCUAUCAAAAAUCACUACUGGUACCAGAUGUACAUAGACGAUUUACCAAUAUGGGGUAUUGUUGGUGAAGCAGAUGAAAAUGGAGAGGAUUACUAUCUUUGGACCUACAAAAAACUUGAAAUAGGUUUUAAUGGAAAUCGAAUUGUCGAUGUUAAUCUAACUAGUGAAGGAAAGGUGAAAUUGGUUCCCAAUACUAAAAUCCAGAUGUCAUAUUCAGUAAAAUGGAAAAAGUCAGAUGUGAAAUUUGAAGAUCGAUUUGACAAAUAUCUCGAUCCAUCUUUUUUUCAACACAGGAUUCAUUGGUUUUCAAUUUUCAACUCCUUCAUGAUGGUUAUCUUCUUGGUGGGCUUAGUUUCAAUGAUUUUAAUGAGAACUUUAAGAAAAGAUUAUGCCCGGUACAGUAAAGAAGAAGAAAUGGAUGAUAUGGACAGAGACCUAGGGGAUGAGUAUGGAUGGAAGCAGGUGCAUGGAGAUGUAUUUAGACCAUCAAGUCACCCACUGAUAUUUUCCUCUCUCAUUGGUUCUGGAUGUCAGAUAUUUGCUGUGUCGCUCAUUGUUAUUAUUGUUGCAAUGAUAGAAGAUUUAUAUACAGAGAGGGGAUCAAUGCUCAGUACAGCCAUAUUUGUCUACGCUGCUACAUCUCCGGUGAAUGGUUAUUUUGGAGGAAGUCUGUAUGCUAGACAAGGAGGAAGGAGAUGGAUAAAGCAGAUGUUUAUCGGGGCUUUCCUUAUCCCAGCUAUGGUGUGUGGCACUGCCUUCUUCAUUAAUUUUAUAGCCAUUUAUUACCAUGCUUCAAGAGCCAUUCCUUUUGGAACAAUGGUGGCCGUUUGUUGCAUCUGUUUUUUUGUUAUUCUUCCUCUAAAUCUUGUUGGUACAAUACUUGGCCGAAAUCUGUCAGGUCAACCCAACUUUCCUUGUCGUGUCAAUGCUGUGCCUCGUCCCAUACCGGAGAAAAAAUGGUUCAUGGAGCCUGCAGUUAUUGUUUGCUUGGGAGGAAUUUUACCUUUUGGCUCAAUCUUUAUUGAAAUGUAUUUCAUCUUCACAUCUUUCUGGGCAUAUAAGAUCUAUUAUGUCUAUGGCUUCAUGAUGCUGGUGCUGGUCAUCCUGUGCAUUGUGACCGUCUGUGUGACCAUUGUGUGCACAUACUUUCUACUAAAUGCAGAGGAUUAUAGGUGGCAAUGGACAAGUUUUCUCUCUGCUGCAUCAACUGCAAUAUAUGUUUACAUGUAUUCCUUUUACUACUAUUUUUUCAAAACAAAGAUGUAUGGCUUAUUUCAAACAUCAUUUUACUUUGGAUAUAUGGCAGUAUUUAGCACAGCCUUGGGGAUAAUGUGUGGAGCAAUUGGUUACAUGGGAACAAGUGCCUUUGUCCGAAAAAUCUAUACUAAUGUGAAAAUUGACUAAAGACCCAAGAAAACCUGGAACUUUGGAUCAAUUUCUCUUUCGUAGGGGUGGAACUUGCACAACAAAAAAAGUGCAAGAAGAGAUUUGGGCUUUAACACUGGGUACUUGUGGGUCUGUCUUUAAUGGAUGGCUUAAAGUAACAUCUAUUUCCAUUGAUCCUAGGUUCUUAGUGACUGCUUUCUCCAACUGUUCACAGCAAAUGCUUGGAUUUUAUGCAGUAGGCAUUACUACAGUACAUGGCUAAUCUUCCCAAAAACUAGCUCAUUAAAGAUGAAAUAGACCAGCUCUCUUCAGUGAAGAGGACAAAGUUUAUUGAAAGCAUUUGUUCCAAUAAAAUAAAUAGAGGAAAACUUGGAUGCUAAAAUUACAUGAAUAGAAAUCUUCCUGGCACUUAGUGUUUCUACGUUAUUGAAAAAUGAUGUUCCAGAAAGAUUACUUUUUUCUCUUAUUUUUACUGCUAUCAUCAGCCUAUUGUGGGACAUUUUUAUAUAUUGAAUCUGGGUUCUUUUUUGACCUUUUUUUUUUUUUCAAUUCAACUGCAUCUUUUUUUUUUUUUUUUUUAAAGAGAAGUAAAAAUAUUAAAUCCUGCAUGUAAUAUAUCUGCUGUCAUCUUAGUUGGACCAACUUCCCAUUUAUUUAUCUUUAAACUCUCCUGUUACAUCUUAAUUCCAUCCAAAGAAGAUACAGUCUGAUGAUAGAGGUGUACUCUCUACAAUGCAAUUUACUGUACAGUUAGAAAGCAAAGUGUUAAAUGGAGAAGAUAUUUGUUUUUAUUAAACAUUUUGAGAUUUAGAUAAACUUCAUUUUAACUGAAUGUCUAAAGUGAUUAUCUUUUCUCCUCCCCACCCCCAAGUUAGUCUUACAUCUUUUUUGGGUUUGAAUGAAGGUUUUACAUAAGAAAUUAUUAAAAACAAGGGGGUGGGUAAUAAAUGUAUAUAACAUUAAAUAAUGUAACGUAGGUGUAGAUUCCCAAAUGCAUUUGGAUGUACAGAUUGACUUCAGAGUACUUUUUUCUGAUGAUGAUUGGUGUAGAAAUGUGUGAAUUUUGGAUGGCUUUUUACAUCUUGCCUACCACUGCAUGAAACAUUGGGGUUUCUUCAAAAUGUGUGUGUCUUUCUUUUGGGAGGGGGGAUUGUUUUCUUCUGUUACUUUUCUGAGACUCCUACAGGAGCUAAAUUUGUAAUUUAGAAACAUUUAAUUUUGUUAAUCCUGUCUGGGGCACUUAAAUAAUAACAUCUAAAGCAUUACUGCUUUAGAAUGUUAAAAUAAAAUUUCCUGACCAAAUUGUUUUGUGAAAAUAGAUGUGUUUGCAAUUUGAAGAUAUUGUUUCAAAAGACAAUAUUACUGAAUGCAAUUUUUAAAUAUACUGUAAACUAUGCUUUUCUAAUACAGGGGACCCACACUUUAAAAUCCCAAACUUGCUUACAUCUACAUUAUCCAGUACAGUCAUAAAGUGAAUGACAAGUCCUUUGAAUGAAAUUGUGGCACAAAAUCUGUUCAGGUUGGUGUGUACCCUGUGAAGUGGGGAUGGGGGUAAAAGGGGUUAGCUUACAAUUGGAUUAGCAAAUAAAGGUUACAGUUUCUAAGAGAAGUCAUUUUAAUUUUGAAUACAUCUUUCUGGAACUAUCCAUAAUGAGAAGUUUUCCUAGAACCAUUGAGUUUCUAGUUUAAUAGUUUGCUAUGCAAAUGACCAUCUAAAACAAUACUGUAUAUUGGUAUUUUUAGAAAGAUUCAAAACAGCUGUAUUUAAACCUUAUUGUGAAACUCAUGCCAUUAAUAGUCUCAUAAGAUGUUUUCAUUAUAAAAUGUUUCUAUAAAAUAAUAGACUCUGCAUCCUAUCAUGUGGUAUGUAGGGACUAUAAAGAGUGAAAAGUUUGUUUUCUUACCACAUAAGUGUGGCUGACAUUAGCAAACAAAGUUGAUCAGAAGCUGUAGGUAAAUCCUCUUCUUCAAGUCAGAAUGUUAUAUUAAAUAUAAUACACUGGUUCUUCCAUUUUCUCUUCCUUUUUACCUGCCUUUAAGAUCUUAUAAGAAAAGAAACUAGAAGUCAAUAUUUAAUGGCUUAUAUUAUGUAACUUUCUAACUACAUGUAAAGUACUUAUAACAGUAUACAGUCUGUCUGAUGGAGUGUAAAUUGGAGAGCAAGCUUUUGUCAUAAUAAAAUGAAAUUUGUUUCUUAUGAAUCUUGCAGGUAAGAUGUAGGGUUUUUAAAGAAUGAGGGUUUAACUGCUUUCAGGUACACCAGUUUUUCCUACUAAAUUGAGCUCUAUUUAAAUUUGGAAUCUUCAGUGAAAAAUAGUUUUCUAAUUUCCAAAUAACAUUCAGAGCUCCAUUAAAAUGAAUAUAAAUCACCUUGAAAAGUCAUUUAGAAAAUAUAGAUUGAUUUAUGGCUUCAUAGAGGGGCUGGGUAUGGUGUCUUGAAGAUGAUGUAGUUCACAAAUGGUUUAGCUCCCUAACUCUCAGUUGUAGAAUAGUAAAAUAAAAUAUUAUUUAAGUUACUUCAAGGGUGGGGUUUUUCCAUUCCAUUAAUGCUGUAUCUGGCUUUCAUUUGUUAGCAUUAUUUGCUCAACUUCCCAACUAAUGCUUUGAACAUUAUCAAAAACUAAGGAUAAACUUCCCUCGUAUCUAUAAGCAUGCUUCUCCUGAAAUUUAGCUACGUUAGUCAUUGGUAUUGUUAAAUAUGUAUAUCCUAGUACAGGAGUAGAAUAAGGUGGAAAUGUAAUGGCUGGAGGGAUGGUAAAGCAUUCUUUAGUAAAUUAUGUUAGGCUCCUAGAUUGUACUGGGUUUGCCCAUAAAUCAAGCCUCAUACUCUUAGAAUUCAUUAUUUUGUGGUGUUAUCUCAAUGGUGAAUGAUAUGGUGAAUAGUAUAUUCAUCUAGUGAAUGGUGUGGUUGGGCAUUUUCCAUUGAUAGUGGAUGGACUUCUUUUAAAGGUGGUUGCUGCAAAUUCAAGUUCUUCCGAAAACCACUUUAUGUAGGGUUUAUCCACAAAUUUUAUUCAUUUUGAUAAAGCUUUUUUGUUUCUUAAAUGUUUACUAACCACCAUAUGCCAAAUGUCUUGCAAAUGUUAUUUAAAAUUUUCCUGAAUUUUUACAAAUGUAAAAAAGUAAAAGCAUAUUAAUGUAAUUUGUUCAGGAAAAGCUACAUGCCGAAGGGCUUCUGUAUAUGAAGUCUAGGAAAGAAAAGCCUGUUUGUAAUCUGUACACUGUAGUUCCAUCUGGGUUUAAGUUUAGAUUUCAGCGUGUUUUAGUGCUUUAUUCUAUUGAUUUAUUAGAACACAAAUAGGAGUAGUGAUGUAUGAAAACACAGGAACUCAUUAAUGUUUUAUAUUGUCAUAAAAAUUCCAUAGUUACCAAGCUAUAUUUUAGCAAUCAAGAUGUUAAAGAGAUAAGAGAAAUGACAAUUUAUAAAGAUUCUUUGGAAGCGUAUGCAGAAAUAGACUAGAUUUAGAGGUAGGAUAGAUCAGAAAGUUAACAUUCAGCUGCUGAAAUUUUGUGAGGUUUAAAUUCAGUAUGAGGAAUAACUCUAAGUCUUGCCUGUGAGCAAGAUAUGUGCCCUUUCUAAAAGCCAUCUGACUUGACAUUGGAACCGUAGGCAAAAGUAUGCAAAGACAAAAGUAAAAAUUAGGUACUUAUUUCACUGUAUUAGGAAAUGGAAAUAAAGAACUAUUGUGAAAGCUGCCUAUGUUGAACUAUUUGGUGAACUAGGCUUGCUAAUAAUUGACUGAUAAAGCAGCAUUCUGUGUUUCUCCAAUUCUUAAGUUUAGGUCAUUUGAAAGUUUUAAAUGUUAUAAGAGCUUAAGGCAAGGAAGAAAUAAUAUGGAAUUCUGUUUGAAAGGCAACAGAGUAUACUUGGAAAAGCAGUCCAACAUGGGCUUUCAACUGUGUCAAACUUGACUAUGUAAAUUCUCACAGGGCAGAGACAAUUGGUGACAGAAUUGGAAGGAAACAGUUAUUGCUCUGUGAUUACUUCCAUUUUGUACACACCUUGGUUUGUAUCGGCCAUAUUCCAACUAGCUUUUUAGUUAAUAGAAAUCCAGUAUAUAAUGUAUCAAAUACAUCUGAGGUUCUAAUCUAGUCUUGUUAUUCUAACUGAAGUUGGAUUUUUAAAAAGUAAUAAAAAGUUAAAUGUA